Molecule: messenger RNA, 333 nt
Organism: Symbiodinium necroappetens
Lineage: Eukaryota; Dinophyceae; Suessiales; Symbiodiniaceae
Source: the annotation of a GenBank genome assembly
AUGCAGUCCAGAUUCCACACCGAGAAAGACUUCAACCAUUGGAUUCAGGGCAGGGUGCGUCAAGGAGGAACGCCUGGUGGCCAUUUUAUUACGAUGACAGACUACUUAGAUGCAGAUCCUAAUGUCACCCAGCACAUCGUGCGCUAUGAGAACCUGAAUGCAGAUCUGCGCUUUGUGCUUGGUCUGUACAAUAUUACCUUCAAAAGACUGCGGCAUGAUAAUGGCGGAGGAAAGCGGAUGUUCAGAAAAGGUAACGUCAGCAACGAGACGCUUGCAUACAUCCGUGCCUACUAUGCAGCGGACUUCGUCAACUUCGGCUACCCGUUGCCCUGA